AUGGGGCUUGGCGGGGACGACAAGCGCCCCCCCAGCACAAGUCCCCCCCACGGGGGGCUCACGAGUGGCCCGCCCCCCACACGUCGCCACUCAAGUGGGGGGGAGGACCUGGCCACUCUCACGGCCACUCUAACCCUGGAGGGGGAGAUGGGGGGACGGCAGAGGACGGCGAGUGGCAGCAGCACUCUGCAGUACAUGGGUGUUCAACGGGUGCCCCCUGCACAUCCACUGCACCUCGUCCCCCCUAACCCCCCCUCCCCCACCAGGGACCAGCACAUCCUGGUGGGGGCGGAGGAGGGCAUCUACACCCUCAACCUCAACCAGCUGCACGAGGCCGCCAUGGACCAGCUGUGGCCCUCCCGCACCACCUGGAUGCUCGUGGUUAAAAGCGUCCUAAUGACUAUAUCAGGUGGGGCAGCUAAAGUGGGUCAUGCAAAGGUUGGUCAGCAGAGGUGGGUCAUUACAAGCAAGGGGCCAUACCUGUACCGCCACGACCUGAUCGCCCUACACAGCCGCCACCUGCACCGCUUCUCCUUACCUAUGAACAAAAUACCUGAGAAACUAAUACCCAGGAAAUACGCCAUCACCUCCAAGGUAGCGGACACGAAGGGUACGCUGCGCUGCUGUAUGGCACGUAACCCCUACAACGGCUACAAGUACCUCUGCGGGGCCACUGCUACGUACCUCUACCUCAUGCAGUGGUACGACCCACUCAACAAGUUCAUGCUCCUCAAGACGAGCGAGUGCUACCUGGCGCACCCGCUGCGGGUGUUCGAGCUGAUCAUCACCCCAGACCUGGAGUACCCGUUGGUGUGCGUGGACGUGGGACGUGGCGCCCACCCGUCCCCCAGCGGCGCCCACCCGUCUCCCAGCGCCGCCCAGUCCCCCAGCGUGACGCUCUCCCUCAUAGACCUGAACACUGGGUGCCCCUGGUAUCCCCCAGAGGUGUACUCGGAGUACAACAACGGCACCCUGGUCCCCCAGCGCUCCCUGCACGACACCCACGCCCCCGCCGCCCCCGUCACCUCCCUCACCCAGAUAGAGAAGGACGCCAUACUCGUCUGCUAUGAUGACGUGGUGCGCGUGGUGGAUCUCAAGGGCAGACUCAAGGAGCGCAAAAGACAGACUUCAGAACUGGUCUUUGAUUUUAAUAUUGACUCCAUUGAAAUCGAAAACGGCAAACCGCCGCCUCACGGCCGCGGCCGUUACAAAGACCGCUGA
Molecule: messenger RNA, 1221 nt
Organism: Hyalella azteca
Lineage: Eukaryota; Metazoa; Arthropoda; Malacostraca; Amphipoda; Hyalellidae
Product: mitogen-activated protein kinase kinase kinase kinase 3-like
Exons: 8
Coding region: 1-1221 (406 amino acids)
Source: RefSeq, a predicted model, not a curated record